CCUUUCAUUUAUCGUGCACAUGCGCAGUUCAUUCUAAAAAUGGCGGCCGUGCAAAGUGGUCAGAGUGAAACGGAGGAAGAAAAAGAGAUUCAACCAGAAACGUCCAACGAUGGCUCCAGAACCGACGGGCGGCCCCCCGCCGGGUCCCCGGGGGUUCCGGCCUCCUCCCCCGGGGCGGUGAAGCCCUCGGCCCCGGGGGAGGAGGAGACGCUGCGCGCGGUCCUGCGGUUCCUCCAGAAGAACAACCUGUCCGAGUCGGUGGAGAUCUUGCGGCGGGAAGCGGGCUUACCGGACGAACCGGAGGACCAGACGGGCUCCGAGUCCUCCGGGACGGGGUCGGGGGGCCAGGAGGCUGGAGGCGGCGUGGGGGACGCGGGCUCCCUCCUGAGCCGGGUGUCCGCCGCCCCGACCCCCGCUGCUGCUACCGUCGCUGCUCCGCCGCCGCCGCCGCCCUCCAAAGUCGGCGCCGGGGACGACCGACCGGAUGUGAACGUCGUCCUAUCGGCCUACAGCCAGCAGGGGGACCCGGUCCUCUACGACGUCUACUACAGCGGCCUCAAGAAGUUCAUCGAGUCGGUGCUUGACUGCCACAGGGCCGAGCUGUCCCAGGUCUUCUACCCGCUGUUCGUGCACAUGUACCUCGAGCUGGUCUACAACAACCACGAAGCCGAAUCCAAGGCUUUCUUUGAGAAGUUCAGCGGGGACCAGGAGUGUUACUAUGCCGACGACCUGCGGAUCCUGUCCAGCCUGUCGAAGAAGGAACACAUGAGGGGAAACGAGACGCUGCUCGACUUCCGCACCAGCAAGUUCGUCCUGCGCAUCUCCAGAGACUCCUACCAGCUGCUGAAGAGACAUCUGCAGGAGCGGCAGAACAACCAGAUCUGGACCAUCAUCCAGGAGCACCUCUACAUCGACAUCUUCGACGGCAUGCCGCGCAGCAAGAGUCAGAUCGACGCCAUGUCGGGCAGCCUGGCCGGCGAGGCCAAGAGAGACUCCAACAAGGCCAAGGUGUUCUACGGGCUGCUGAAGGAGCCGGAGAUCGAGGUUCCUCUGGACGACGAGGACGAGGAGGUGGAGAACGAGGAGGGGAAACCCAAGAAGAAGAAGCCCAAAAAGGACAGCCUGGGCAACAAGAGCAAGAAGCAGGACCCCAACGCGCCCCAACAAAACAGAAUCCCACUGCCGGAGCUGAAGGACUCAGACAAGCUGGACAAGAUCAUGAACCUGAAGGAAGCCACGAAGAGGGUCCGGCUGGGCCGGGACACACUCCCCUCUAUCUGCUUCUACUCCUUCCUCAACGCGUACCAGGGUCUGACGGCGGUGGACUUCACAGACGACUCCAGCCUGAUCGCCGGGGGUUACGCCGACUCCACCGUGCGCGUGUGGAGCGUCACGCCCAAGAAGCUGCGCAGGGUCAAGUCUGCUGCAGACCUGAGUCUGAUCGACAAGGAGUCUGACGACGUGCUUGAGCGGAUCAUGGACGAGAAGACGGCCAGCGAGUCCAAGAUCCUCCACGGCCACAGCGGGCCGGUGUACGGCAUCAGCUUCAGCCCCGACAGGAACUACCUGCUGUCGUGCUCCGAGGACGGGACGGUGCGUCUGUGGAGCCUGCAGACCUUCACCUGCCUGGUGGGCUACAAGGGCCACAACUACCCCGUGUGGGACACGCAGUUCAGCCCCUACGGGUACUACUUCAUCAGCGGGGGGCACGACCGCGUGGCUCGCCUGUGGGCCACGGACCACUACCAGCCCCUGCGGAUGUUCGCUGGCCACCUGGCCGACAUCACCUGCACCCGCUUCCACCCCAACUCCAACUACGUGGCCACGGGCUCCUCGGACCGCACCAUCCGUCUCUGGGACGUCCUGACCGGGAACUGCGUCCGCAUCCUGACCGGGCACAAGGGUCCGAUCCACGCCAUCGCCUUCUCCCCCAACGGGAAGUUCAUGGCGUCGGGGGCGACGGACGGCCGCGUGCUGCUGUGGGACAUCGGCCACGGCAUCAUGAUCGGAGACCUGAAGGGACACACGGACGCCAUCUACACCCUCAAGUUCAGCCGCGACGGGGAGAUCCUGGCCUCCGGCUCCAUGGACAACACGGUGCGCCUGUGGGACGCGUUCAAAGCCUUCGACGAGCUGGAGACGGACGACUUCACGGCCACCACGGGCCACAUCCACCUCCCGGAGAACUCCCAGGAGCUGCUGCUGGGCACCUACCUGACCAAGGCCACGCCCGUCAUCCACCUGCACUUCACCCGCAGGAACCUCCUCCUGGCUGCCGGCGCCUACAACCCCUGACCCUCCAGAACCCGACCCGGAUGCUCUAGAACCCUCUGGAACCCCUGACUACGACGCUCUAGAACUUUUACGUCAACCCACCCGAAGUUUGAUUGACAGGGUUCUCCAUCGAUGGCAGUGAGGCAGGAAAACGAAGACCUGGGGAUCACUGAUGAAGGUUUAAAUCAAGGCUUUGGACGUUGUGAUCCGACGUUUGAUUUGUCAUUUAAAUAAGACGCAGGCCGCAAGCUAAUGUUGACAGACAAGCCUAACAAGGGGAGGUGCCAAUACUAAUCCUAGACUUUUUUUUUUUAAUUGCCGCCAUGAGUUCUGCUGUAUUCGACUCGUUGCUGUUCUGUAUUAUAGUGUCUUUUAUACCGUUAAAACUUGUAAAUAAAAGUGUUUUUAAUAAUUUUUGAAA
Gadus macrocephalus (Pacific cod) is the source of this 2695-nucleotide messenger RNA. It is a transcript of the gene taf5, whose product is annotated as TAF5 RNA polymerase II, TATA box binding protein (TBP)-associated factor. Gene Ontology annotation, biological process: transcription initiation at RNA polymerase II promoter. NCBI's taxonomy places the organism in Eukaryota, Metazoa, Chordata, Actinopteri, Gadiformes, Gadidae. The coding region runs from base 40 to 2295 and encodes 751 amino acids. Gene Ontology annotation, cellular component: transcription factor TFIID complex. The record is from RefSeq and is a predicted model, not a curated record. Gene Ontology annotation, molecular function: RNA polymerase II general transcription initiation factor activity; protein binding. The transcript has 11 exons.